Molecule: messenger RNA, 12667 nt
Organism: Sorex araneus (European shrew)
Lineage: Eukaryota; Metazoa; Chordata; Mammalia; Eulipotyphla; Soricidae
Gene: AKAP6
Product: A-kinase anchoring protein 6
Exons: 15
Coding region: 246-7202 (2318 amino acids)
Cellular component (GO): perinuclear region of cytoplasm; sarcoplasmic reticulum
Molecular function (GO): transmembrane transporter binding; protein kinase A binding
Source: RefSeq, a predicted model, not a curated record
CCACUGGAAAUGCAGCAAGGAUUCCUAGCACAUCCCAGUUGCCAUAGCAACAGCAGUCUUUCCCAUAAUGAGCUGCAUCAUCUGAACUGAUGUCACAGCAUCAUGCAGCAGGUCAAACAAGGCAUCUUCUAGUAUUGCAUCCUACAGAUGUGCUGUAAACAUCAAAAGAAGACGGUGGGAGCAGGAGAUGUUCCCAGAAGCUUCAUCCAGGCUGUUUUGGAAAGAAGUAAGGUUUAGCUUUCUCCAUGUUCACCAUGAGCGUGACACUUUCCCCCCUGAGGUCACAGGAUCUAGACCCCAUGGCUACUGACGCUUCCCCCAUGGCCAUCAACUUGACGCCCACUGUGGAGCAGGGCGAGGGAGAAGAGACGAUGAAGGACGUGGACCCAGACCAGCAGUAUGAGAAGCCGCCCCCCUUGCACACAGGGGCUGACUGGAAGAUUGUCCUCCACUUGCCUGAAAUCGAGACCUGGCUCCGGCUGACGUCAGAGAGAGUCCGGGACCUGACCCAUUCUGUCCAGCAGGACUCGGACAGCAAACACGUGGAUGUGCAUCUUGUUCAACUGAAGGACAUUUGUGAAGAUAUUUCAGACCACGUUGAGCAGAUCCAUGCUCUCCUGGAAACUGAGUUCUCCCUGAAGCUGCUGUCCUACUCUGUCAAUGUGAUAGUGGACAUCCAUGCAGUGCAGCUCCUCUGGCACCAGCUCCGAGUCUCAGUGCUGGUUCUGCGGGAGCGCAUUCUGCAAGGCCUGCAGGACGCCAAUGGCAACUACACCAGGCAGACAGACAUCUUGCAAGCGUUUUCUGAAGAGACAAAUGAGGGUCGACUUGAUUCACUAACGGAAGUGGAUGAUUCAGGUCAACUAACCAUCAAGUGCUCUCAAAACUACUUGUCUCUAGACUGUGGUAUUACUGCUUUUGAACUGUCUGACUAUAGCCCAAGUGAGGACUUGCUUGGUGGUCUGGGUGAUAUGACCUCUAACCAGGUGAAAACCAAACCCUUUGAGUCUUGGAGCUACAGUGAGAUGGAAAAGGAGUUCCCUGAGCUUAUCAGAAGUGUCGGGUUACUUGCUGGAUCUACUGACCCCAUUCCCUCCAGCUCCAGUGAAGCACUUGUUGAGGACAUGUCCUCCAAGUCUCGUUCAGCAGACAGCAAAGAGGGACAUAAAGAAAACAAGGCUUGCACAGUGGAGGAAGAGUCAGGCUCAAGACCAGCCACGUCAUCGUCUGGGGAAGUGCCGACAAAUGCUGCUCAACCAUCUUCAGAGACUUUGAAGCAAGAAUCCAAUUCCUCCUCCCAGCUUGGGCCAAAGAACCAACAAAUUCUUCCUGGUGAAAAUGCAACCCCCAAGCGAACCAUCAGAGAUUGCUCUGAUUAUAAUGAGGAUUCUCCCACACAGCCCACGUUGCCCAAAAGAGGGCUUUUCCUUAAAGAGAAAACACUGAUGAAAGAUCUGAAAGGCACUAUAGGGAAGAAGCAGAUGGCUGAUCUCAAGCCUGCGAUGAGCAGAAGCACCCCUUCCCUGGUGGACCCCCCUGACAGAUCCAAACUCUGCCUGAUAUUGCAGUCUUCCUACCCCAGCAGCCCUUCAGCUGCCAGUCAGUCACUUGAGUGUUUGCACCAGGUAGGGGCUGGAAAUCUUGAAAACACUGUCAAAAGUCACAUUAAAGAAAUCUCUUCCAGCUUGGGAAGGCUUAAUGACUGUCAUAAAGAGAAACCCCGACUUAAAAAGUCCCAUAAGAAAUCACAAGAGGCCCCUUCCUGCCAAAUGCGUAAGCAAGGAACUGAUUCAGGCAAGCAAGCAGAAAAUGUGGGACACCCAAUCGUACCUAAUGGAAUUCCUGUGGGGCCCAGCAAGACCAUAGACACAGAUUCUGCUUCCACAUCCUCACUUGAGCCAGGUAGUCAGAGAAGCUGGAAUUCCAAAUUGCCAGUGCACUCAGAAACAUCCAAUUCGCCUCUUUUAACUCAAAGCAGUGAAUUCUCUGCUGGCUCAGACAUCAUAUCUCCAGUCCCCCUUCUUUCAAAACACAAAAACAAGAAAAAUAAUUCCACUUCCCCAAAUCAUGUCUCCAGGAAUGGUCCAGUCGUAGAAGCCUGGUAUGGCUCUGACGAAUACCUAGCACUCCCCUCUCACCUUAGGCAGACAGAAGUGUUAGCCUUGAAGUUGGAAAACCUAACAAAGCUCCUGCCUCAGAAACCCAGAGGAGAAAUCAUUCAGAAUAUUGAUGACUGGGAACUCUCGGAAAUGAACUCUGAUUCUGAGAUUUAUCCAGUAUACCACGUCAAGAAGAAGCACACUAGACUAGGCAGGGUGUCGCCAAGCUCAUCCAGUGACAUCGCCUCUUCCCUGGGAGAGAGCGCUGAAUCUGGGCCCCUGAGCGACCUCCUUUCCGAUGAGGAGUCAUCUACAUCUCUCUCUGGCCUGAAAAAAUACAUAGAUCAGAGGUCAGAGAGACCAUCAUCUGCUGAGAAAAGCGAGAGCCAUUCUGCUGCAAAAUCUGCUUUAAUUCAGAAACUGAUGCAAGAUAUUCAGCACCAAGACAACUAUGAAGCCAUAUGGGAAAAGAUAGAGGGAUUUGUAAACAAGUUGGAUGAAUUUAUCCAAUGGUUAAACAAAGCCAUGGAAACGACUGAGAACUGGACUCCCCCCAAAGCAGAGACGGAUAGCCUUAAACUCUACCUGGAGACUCACUUGAGUUUUAAGUUGAAUGUAGAUAGUCACUGUGCUCUAAAGGAAGCUGUGGAAGAGGAAGGACACCAACUUCUUGAGCUUAUUGCAUCUCACAAAGCAGAAGGACUGAAGGACAUGCUGCGGAUGAUUGCAAGUCAAUGGAAGGAGCUGCAGAGGCAAAUCAAACGGCAACACAGCUGGAUUCUCCGGGCUCUGGAUACCAUCAAAGCCGAGAUUCUGGCUACUGAUGUGUCUGUGGAGGAUGAGGAAGGGACUGGAAGCCCCAAGACUGAGGUUCAACUAUGCUACCUGGAAGCACAAAGAGAUGCAAUUGAGCAGAUGUCCCUCAAGCUGUACAGCGAGCAGUACACCAGCAGCAACAAGCGGAAAGAAGAGUUUGCUGAUAUGUCAAAAGUUCAUUCAGUGGGAGGCAAUGGACUUCUGGACUUUGAUUCAGAAUAUCAGGAGCUCUGGGAUUGGCUGAUUGACAUGGAGUCCCUUGUGAUGGACAGCCACGACCUGAUGAUGUCAGAGGAGCAGCAGCAGCAUCUUUACAAGCGAUACAGUGUGGAAAUGUCCAUCAGGGGCCUGAAAAAGACGGAGCUGCUUAGUAAGGUUGAAGCUUUGAAGAAAGGUGGCGUUUUACUACCAAAUGAUCUCCUUGAAAAAGUGGAUUCAAUUAAUGAAAAAUGGGAACUGCUUGGGAAAACCCUCGGAGAACAGACCCAGGACACAAUGGUGGGGCACAGUGGGUCAGGUCCGCGUGACCUGCUCUCUCCUGAAAGCGGAAGCCUGGUGAGGCAGCUGGAGGUCAGGAUCAAAGAACUAAAAGGGUGGCUGAGAGAUACAGAGCUUUUCAUCUUCAAUUCCUGCCUGAGACAAGAAAAGGAAGGAACAAUGAAUGCUGAGAAACAACUGCAAUACUUUAAGUCUCUCUGUUGUGAGAUUAAGCAGCGGCGGCGUGGCGUUGCCUCUAUCCUGCGGCUGUGUCAGCAUCUUCUGGAUGAUCGGGAGACCUGCCAUCUGAACGCAGACCACCAGCCCAUGCAGCUGAUCAUUGUCAACCUGGAGAGAAGGUGGGAAGCCAUCGUCAUGCAAGCAGUGCAGUGGCAAACGCGGUUACAGAAGAAGAUGGGAAAGGAGGCUGAGACUUUGAAUGUGAUUGAUCCAGGUUUGAUGGACCUAAAUGGGACAAGUGAAGAUGCCUUGGAAUGGGAUGAAACUGACAUAAGUAAUAGGUUGAUUAGUUUGAAUGAAGAAGCCAGUGACCUUGAUCAAGACUCCCAAAUCACCAUGCCUUCCUUGAAUUUGGAGGAGACAGGUGGGGAAGACCCUGGUUGUGAAGAGAAGGCAGGUAACUGCUCAGGGUCUCAGUAUGCCUCGAAUGUCACUGCCUCCUCUGGUCCUCACAUUUACCAGGUGUACAGUCUCCACAAUGUUGACCUCUGUGAGAAUAGCCACAUGCCAUUCCUGAAGAACAAUCCCAAACUCUCCAGCAAGACCCAGCCUGGUGUUCUUACUAAGAGUCUCAGUAAAGACUCUUCAUUUUCAUCUACCAAAUCACUUCCCGAUCUUCUGGGGGGUUCUAAUUUGGUGAAGACCUGCUCAUGCCACAGAGGAGACAGGAGCCAAAACUCAAGCAGCGAGAGUGGAAUUGUCAGUGAAGGGGACACUGAAACUACUACCAACUCCGAAACAUGUUUGCUCACUGCAGUGGAUGGGUCGCCACAUAAUCCUGAAACAGAACAUCUGGAGCCCCAAAUGGGAGAGGCAGUCAAUGUGCUAACACAAAAGUUUAAAGAUGACGAGGAGCACAUUAAGCUUCCAAAUAGCUCUCAGUCAUCCAUUUCACCAGUGGGUUGUGUAAAUGGAAAAGUUGGAGAUUUAACCAGUGAUACCAAACAUACCCCUGAUUGUUUGGGAGAAGAAUUACAAGGAAAACAUGAUGUGUUUACAUUUUAUGAUUACUCUUACCUCCAAGGCUCAAAACUCAAGUUACCAAUGAUAAUGAAACAGUCUCAGAGUGAAAAAAUACACAUGGAAGAUCCCCUGCUUCAUGGUUUCUAUUUUGAUAAAAAAUCCUGCAAGUCUAAACAUCAGGCUACAGAGUUACAACCAGAUGCCUCUCCCCACGAAAGGAUUUUGGCAAGUGCAUCCCAUGACAUGGAUUACAGUUCCUAUAAAAGUGGUGAUGUAGAGAAGACAUUCACAGGCAUGCAGAGUGCCAGACAGCUCUCUCUUUUAUCUCAUAGUUCAUCGGUUGAAUCCCUUUCUCCAGGAGGUGAUUUGUUUGGAUUGGGCAUCUUUAAAAAUGGCAGUGAUAGCCUCCAGCGAAGCACUUCUUUAGAAAGUUGGUUGACAUCCUAUAAAAGCAAUGAAGAUCUUUUUAGUUGUCACAGCUCAGGGGAUAUAAGCGUGAGCAGUGGCUCAGUCGGCGAACUGAGUAAAAGGACAUUAGAUCUCCUGAAUCGUCUGGAGAAUAUCCAGAGCCCCUCAGAGCAAAAGAUAAAGCGAAGCAUUUCUGAUAUCACUCUCCAAAGCAGUUCCCAAAAAAUGUCCUUUACUGGCCAACUCUCUUUGGACAGAGCAUCUUCAAUCAAUGAAGAUUCCCCAGCCUCACUGACAGAACUCAGCAGUAGUGAUGAGAUCUCUCUUUGCUCAGAGGAUAUUGCAUUACACAAAAACAAGGUCCCAGAAUCGAAUGCGUCAUUCCGGAAGCGGCUGACCCAUUCAGUGGCUGAUGAAAGCGAUGUCAAUGUUAGCAUGAUUGUUAAUGUCUCCUGCACCUCUGCUUGCACUGAUGAUGAAGAUGACAGUGACCUCCUCUCAAGCUCUACCCUCACCUUGACAGAAGAAGAGCUGUGCAUCAAAGAUGAGGAUGACGACUCCAGCAUUGCAACUGACGAUGAGAUUUAUGAAGACUGCCACUUGAUGUCAGGGCUAGACUACAUAAAGAAUGAGCUGCAGACAUGGAUUCGACCGAAGUAUUCCAUGACAAGAGAUAAGAAAAGGUGCCAUCUUGGUGAUGAAAUAAAGGGCAGUAAGGACAUAAGUGGUAGUGAAAUGACAAAUUCCUCUGAUACCCUCAAUAUUGAGGCACUUCUAAAUGGGUCCAUAAAACGUCUCUCUGAAAAUAAUGGAAAUGGUAAGAAUUCAUCCCACACCCAGGAGGUAGGAACAAAGGGUGAGAAUAAGAAAAACCUUUUCAAAGUUAAUAAAGAUCCAUAUGUGGCUGACAUGGAAAAUGGCAAUAUUGAAAGUACCCCAGAAAGACAGGAGAGCAAAUUGAGUGGGAUAUCUGUGGAAUCAGAAACUCUUGGUUUCAUAGGGAAACAGAAUUUGGAGAAUGGGCAUUGUAAAUGUAAAGAAGUUAUAGAGACCUCAGAAGAGUCAUAUAUUGCUGAAAAAGAUAGUGAACACCCCAGUGUUAAACAUCUUUCAAAGAAAUGUCAAAACCAUCACCAUUUUGAAAAUCAAAGUUCAGCAUCUACUCCCACUGACAAAUCUUUCCCAGAACUGCCUUCAGAAACUAGUACUGUCAAUACACAGGACAAUGAUGUGCCCAAAUCUUCAUCUAAUGAUGCACUGAGUGUCACUGGAAAAUCUGUUGGUUGUUGCCUUGCAUUCGAACAAAGUAAAACAGAGGGAAAUGCUUCUAUCAGCGAUAACAUUUCCUGUUGUGACUGUGCGCCAGAUGUUUUCCAUCAGAAAGAUUCUGAAGAUUGUUCAGUACAUGACUUUGUCAAGGAAAUAAUCGGCAUGGCUUCAACAGCCCUGAAAAACAAAUCUCAACCUGAAUAUGAGGUGGCUGCACCAACUUCAUUAACUCAAAUCAAGGAAAAAGUACUGGAACAUUCUCACCGCCCUCUUCAGCUGAGAAAAGGGGACUUCUAUUCCUACCUAUCUCUCUCCUCACAUGACAGUGACUGUGGGGAGGUGACCAGUUACAUAGAAGAAAAAAGCAGCACCCCAUUGCCCCCAGAUGCUGCCGACUCCAGCUUAGAAGACAAGGAAGACAUUGAAUGCUUCUUUGAGGCCUGUGUUGAAGAUGGCCCAGAUGUCCGUGAGCCCUGUUUCCCCAGCUCUCCUCCAAAUACACCUGCAGUUCCUGCUGAAGCUUCAGUGCCUCUGCAAGCCAUCGCUGGCCCUUCUCAUUCUGGUGACGGUCAACACCCAGCUGAUGAUGCCCUUGGGGUUACUUAUUCCAGUCUUCCCCCUCCAAAUGGAUCUGACAUUGUAAAGGAAGUAGGUGUUUUACCCCAAGCUCCCAGUGACUCCAGAGAAAAUCCAGAGUUAACUGAGUCUUCAAAGCUGGGCAACGACAAAGAGAGUUCAGAAGACCUAGGUGAGUCUGGAAUGGCAGGAGCACAUAAUCUGGCUCCGGCCAAACCCAGUGUUCCAGACGUCUCCUCAAAAAAAAAGCAGCCCAAAGAUAAGGCUGUAGUGCAUACCAACCCCAAAACCUUAACCUGUGAAGAAAAUCUCCUAAACCUUCAUGAAGAACAACAUAGAAAUAUGCAUAGGUAGAAUGUAAUCCUUUCCAAGCAUGAAAAUCAUCUCACUGAAAGAUAAGCCUGGCUGCAACUCAGGGGUGGCCUUAUAGCUCCACCCCGGGCUCAUCUCUGGCUCCAUCAUGUCACUGCCGUUCGUUACUCUGACCUCUCCCAAGAUGAAGCUUCCUUCUGAAUGCGGUUUGUCCACAUGCGCCUUGUGCUCUGGAUGUGUGCACUGGUUCUCUCUAGGUGAUCGUCUUUGAAGUUCAGCACAGCUGCUUGUUCGCCCAUGGAUUCCUAUCCCAAGCUACCUCUUCCUACCCCAUCUCUCCCUCCAACAAGACUGGUUUGCCACUGUCCUCGUCUGCUCUUUAUGGUUUUGCAGUUCGCAAAAAUUGACGGCCCAUUAAAUUCACCUCUCCUGGAAUGACCCCUUGCCAAUACUUAAUGAAUUUCAUGUUUCAAUCUGGAUUUUUUAAAUGGUAUUAUGGCUAUGUUUAUCGUAAGAGAUUUACCUAGAAGGCCAACAUUCUAUUGACUGUAGCAUAGAAAAUAAAUACUGGCCCUUCUUUCAAAAUUAAGCAGCUUUUAAAAGUACCAAUUUAUUUAUUUUAUUUAAAAAAAUAAAUCUAUGCAGCACUUCAAGAUACUAUACAGUGUUGUAUAUUGUAAACUGGUGAUAUUCUACUCUUAAAUUAUGUACACAUUUUGUUUUUUUAAAUGCUUCUUGAGGUGGUAAUGAGAAAAAAGUUUUUUUUUAAAAAGUGUGCCUUGCUGUAUUUCUUAUGCCAUUUAUUAAAAAGCUGCUUUCACGGUAAAAUUACAUUGGUUUGAAAGGAGGAAAUAGCAAGGUUAAGAUGUGUGAAUAAUUUCUGUAUAUAUGUAUAACCAAGUACAAACAUUGAUGUAUAAUGACAGUAUAAAAUGCUUUAAUGUUUGUGAUGUCUAGUGAUGUGGAAAAUAUAAGCCUUAAAUCCAUUAGAUUGCAUGGUAAUUAAAAUUGGCAUAAUAAACAUAGUUUAUUGGGGGAAAAGGAAAAUUAGUGAUCUCUUCUACCUGUGUUCUUGACCAAAUUAUUACAUCUAGCUCUGAAAAAAUAUUAACAUAUAGCAGCUUCCAAAGUAUUCAUAUUGCAUAAGAGGCUUAAAAUUACAUAGCAACUGCACAGGAAGCCUUUACAAUUUUUAAAAUCUUUUUCAUUACUCUAAAAAGAUCUUGGAACACAAAUUAUUAAAUGCCAAUUCCCCUAAAUCAAUAAAAUUGUAUCUUAGGUUUGAAUUUCUACUUAUUAAUGAUUGAAUGUUGGAUUUCAGGAUACCUAGUAUAUCUUAUAUUUUAUAUAAUCCUCUCAAAUGGUUUGAUUAUAGUAGAAAAGUAUAAAAAAUUUGACUUUGAUUUAGGCUAUAGAUUUCAGGUAUAUUUAUUUUGUGCUAAAAAUUAAAUAAGAUAUGUUUGAUUUGGUUUUUAUGUAUGUUACUAAAUGCAGCUUUUAAAAAAGUUAUAUCCUCAUGCCUACUAAAGUGCCUGACACACAGUAGGUAUUCAGUAAAAAUGUGCUGAAUUGAAGUGUUGAAUCCGGUAGCACAAAUGGCAUGUCUCAAGGAGCUGGAAUAGUAGUACAGCAGGUAGGGCGUUUGCCUUGCACGAAGCUGAUCUGGGAUUGAUCCCCAAGUAUCCCAUAAGGUCCCCUGAGCACUGCCAAGAGUGGUUCCAGAGUGUUGAGCCAGAAAUAACCCCAGAGCACCACUGGGUGUGGCCACAAAUUUUUUCAAAAAAUGACAGGACUUUUCGUUUUGAAAAAAACACCCUAAAACAUGUAAACAAUUCAAAAACAGUAAUGUAGUGUAGUAUACAACUGCACAUGAUUUAUCUCAGAAUUCGAAGGAAAAUAAUAUUGUGGAUUCACAUAGUCAAAGGAAUGACAAUCACUCAAGCAACUGAUAGCUAAUGCCUAUUAUCUGCCAGUACCUUUCUAGACUUGGGGUGGGGGCAGGGUGGGGGAGGCAGCUAAGAUCUGAUCAAAGGCCCUGCCCUCAGGAAGCUCCUGCACUGUGGGUAUAGUGAGCCUACCAAGAAAUGCUACUGAUGAGAGCAGAGGCAAAUGUGGCCAAGGAGGCUGAAAGAAAUAAGCAGUAAUGAAAGGACAAGAAGGAAGCAAAAAGGUUUCGAGAGAGCAGAAAGCUAGACCUGUGGUUUUCAACCUUUUUAUGCCUGCAGGCCAGCACCAGUGCUGCAUACAGGUCCAUGAGCAGGCAAUUAUAAACACUGUGGUAGAUCAGCAGUUAAAAACAUUGUACAAGACUGGCACCAAUCCAUGGACCAAUGAUUGAAUACCACUAAGUUGGACAAUAGACAAUUAAGGACUUACUGAAUGCUUAGGAAAAAAGAUAAAUUGGGAGGCGUUUGAAAGGUUUUUUAAGAAGUUGGAACAGUUGUAUGUAAUAGGCUAGAUAGCAGAGAAACUGUAGUCUUUGUUUGGCACCCGACUUUAUCAUUAGAACUUUAUUAGUACUACACCAAGAACUUUAAAAAAGUGCUAGUUGAUAACACUACCAUUUUAGACCCCUUUCAAUCUUUUCUAUACAUAUUUUUAAAUGGAUGGAUCACUAAGCUUUUGGAUAGGUAGUACUUUGUUCAAAAGGGGUUUUAGGCACAUCUAGAUGCAGUGCUCAAGAUGAUCACAGGGGAAAGAGAUUAGAGAUAAAUGUCUCAUUAGGAGGCAGCUGUAGAAAUUAAGCAAGACUUGCAGUAACAGUUCACAGGGUUUAGCUUCCUGGAUAGAGAACAUAUCCUGAAGUUUUCAAAAUGCUUAGGAGCAUUCUGGAUCUCUGCUGAGGUAUGUUGUUGUUUUAUAUAGUGAAAUAAUGAAUGCCAAGUCUACAUUGAUUGGUGAAACAUCAGAGAACAAACUAACCACGAUGAUGUUCUGUUUACCUGUUCUUUGCUCAUUGAAGACCUUGAGGUAUUAAAAUAUUUGUUUGUUAUCUACUUAGUAUUAACAGCAAAUUUGUAGAAUGACUUUAGGAUUCAUUGAACGAUGGAAUGGAAGCCAGUGAAUCGCUUGCUCUUUAUAUGCACAGCCUCCCCAGUCACCCUGGAAACAGUCACAUUCGCCCUGACUCCACACUUGCAGCCACAGCCGUUCAGAAUCUGCCAAGGCAAGCUGGCCCACUAGCACCUGUCUAGUGUCUCACAGUGGGGUUUGCCUCUUGAGAAAGUUAGUUUCUUGGGUUGCUACAAAUCUGCAAGUGUUCCACCUCUCUUUAAUUUUAUUCACUGAUCCUGGUUCUGUUCCAAUGAGCUGCUCAGAGUAUUACUAUCCCUUCUUUCUCAUGGUAAUCCUGAAGAUCAUUGAGGCCAGUUACUCAUCCUCUCCCAGCUGCUAUAAUUUCUGUCCUUUACUUUUUUCAACUGUCCCUCAUAUAUCCCUCAUAAUUUUCUGAUCCAUUUCAACUUAACUGAAUGUUAACAAGCAGAAUCCUUGAUAUUAAGGAACUGUUUUCAUCAUCCUACAUGUAGAGAAAUAUCUGAACAUUUAAGUGGUAAGUUUUAUCUAAAAAUAUAUGCAAGAUAUGUUUAUUCUAUUAUUGUACAUUUCAAUAAAGAAAUAAAUACAUGAAUAAAUGAGAAUCCAUUACUUCCUUCAGUAGCCCAGCUCAGUGCCAGAGUCAUCUUGAUCUUUUUCUCAUAUCAAAUAUAAAACCUUAACCUGUUUUCAUGUAAAGUAGGGCACCCUUGCCAUUCAUUUACUUACUCAUUCAUUCAACAAACAUUGGUUGAGAGGCUGCUUAUGUGAGGCAUUAUAUUUGGCAUUAUAGACACGAAGGCAACCAAAACGUGUUCUCUGCCUACAAGAAGGUUUACAGUUUUUCUUGUGAAAGUGCCUUUUAUGUCCUUGAAUAUUGAUUUUUUCCAAAUUAAUCGGUGACUCCAUUAAUUUUGUUUGCUGUUUGAGUUUUUUACAUUUUUAUAUAUCUGUUGAGCAAAGAAUAUUCAGAAUGAUAUGGGUCUGGCAGAAGUGAAGUGUUUUUUGUAUUUGAAGGGUUACAAUUAAUUACAGAAAAAAGGAUAUUUCUUAUUUCUCGUCACUAUGUAUCUUAUGCAACAACAGAACAAUCUAAAUUUAGGAAUUUUGAGAAACUAAAGUUUAUGGUUUUAUUGUAUUUGUUUCAUCCUGCUUGGGUUUUUCUCAGGCUUUCAUUUCUAGGAACAAAUUAGAUAAAAACAUCCAAACACACUGAAAUGAUCCUGGUUAUUUGUUAUAAGUCAGAUUGUUUAAUAUGAAAUUGGUAUUGUUUUAGACUUUCAGUAGAUACCUGAUUUUCAAGCAUUUUAUUAAUUUAUAUCUUUCAAGGUUUUCUAGUGAAACAAUUUACAAGGAUAUCUCCUUUUCCUACAUUUCUUUUACUAAUUUUUAUUUUGAAUAACUUCAAAUCUAUAUCAAAGUUGAACAAGAACAUACAAUGAAUUUGCAUAUUCAUCAUUCAGAUUCAUUGUAAUAAUAUUUUGCUUCAUAUCUUUAAAGUGUUUUUGGUGUGGUUGACCAUUUGAGAUUAAAAUAUCGUAAUGCUUCAUCUGUAAAUGCUUUAGUAUAUAUUAUUUCAUUACAAAGGCAUUAUUUUACAAGUCUACAGUUGUCUUCACUUCCAAAUAUGUAACAGUGACACAAUAAUAUUGUGUGAGAAUCCAAAUUCAUAUUUUUCUGAAUUUCUAUUAAUGUCUUUUAACAGUUGUUUUAAUUUUAAUCCGGGAUCCAAACAAAAAUCAUACAUUGCUUCUAUAUUUUAUGUCUUUUGAAACUUGAACAGUUUCUUCACUCUAUUAUUUCUUUGGUCUUUCAUAAUUAACAUUUCUGCAAUUGAGGCCAGUUUUACAGAAUGACUCAGAAUCUGGAUGUGUCCAGAUGUUUUCUCAUUAUUCAACUCAGGGUAAACUUCUUUGUCUAGUGUAGAACAUUGGUGAUGUUGUGUUCAAGAGCUAGUCUUCAUUGAGAGCAAAUGAAUCACUGACAUUCUUGAUGUGCCUGAAAGAUCGUGACUUAACUCUUAGAGCUCAUGCUUUAUUAGUGUAAGGCAAAGGUCAGCAGACUGCAGUUCAUGGGCCAAACCUGGCCCACAGCUUAUAUUUGUUUGGCCUAUGAACUAAGAAUGAUUUUGUUUAAAAAUGGCUGAAAUUUUUUCCAAGGAUUAUUACAAUGACAUGUGAAAAUUAUAUAAAAUUAAAAUGUCAGUGUCCAUAAAUAAAGUUUUACUGGAACAUAGCCACACAUAUUUGUUUACAUAUUGUCUAUGGCUGCUUUUGAGCUGUAACUCAGAGUUAUGUAGCUAUGACAGUGUGCAUAUAGUAUGUAGGUCUAAAAUAUUUACUGUUUGGCCCAUUACAGAAGAAAGCUUUCCUGUUCAUGCUCUAUGGUUUUCUAAAUUCUGACAUGACACAAUUUUCUUAAAGGCAGAUAGUUUUCUAUUUGCAAAAUCGAAUUAAACAUAUUAGCACUUUUAA